AUGCGUCUCAGCUCCUGGACGCUGCUGCUCGCCGGCGGCCUGGUGGCAGCCCAGUCGCCCGGCACCGCCGCCACGACCGCCCUCACCAGCCGAGCCCCAUCCGCCACCCCAUCGUCGGUGCCGACCUCGCCGUCCGGCGGCAGCGGCCAAGCCACGGCCUCGGUCCCCGGCGGCGGCGCCAGCACCUUUGCGGGCUCCGGCUCCGGCACGCGGGUGUCUUCGGCCAACGGCAGCGGCGCCACUCGGGCACCGACGGGAACGUCCUCGCCCACGGGCACCUCGGCGCGCGGCACGGGCACCGACACGUCGUCGUCGGACGCGUCCGAGCCGACGGGCGGCACCGACGACGAGAGCGAGAUCACGAUCGCCACCAACGGCGGCGAGAACGAGUCGGACAAGCCGCCGCCGGCCGAGGAUGUGUCGACGGCCGAGGGCGACGCGGCCGAGGAGCAGGAGAACCGGCCCGAGGUCAAGAUGACGCCUGAGCAGGCGCGCGAGGUGGCGGUGCUCGAGACGGGCAUGUUUGAGCACUUUGUCAACACGGCGCCCGCGCCGGGAGACACCGAGGCGCCCGGCGGCGCCCUCGUCAUCCCCCAGAACGUCAGCCAGAGCUGCACCAUCAGCCGCAAGGCCAAGCGCGGGCUCUGGGGCAUGGACCUGCUGGGCCCGGCCGGCGUGUCGGACCUGGUCGACAUGGGCCCCAUCUCGCCGCGGCAGCUGCUGGGUGACUGCAGGUACGUGACGUCGCUGCAGAUCGACGUGCACGUCCACUACAUGCGGCCCUUCUACUACAAGGACCCCGUCGACGCCAAGGGCAAGAAGGUCGACCCGCAGGCCCUCAAGCAGAUCGUCAAGAACCAGUUCAAGCUCAUGAACGACAAGAUAUACGGGCCCAUGGGCAUCACCUUCAACCUCAAGGGCGACGUCACCUACUGGAACCCACCCAAGAAGGGGUCCAACUCGGACUGGAGCCUCAUCAAGAAGAACGAGGCGCGACUGGAGCAGUGGCAGAAGCAGACCUACUUCAAGAACAAGGCCGUGCUGACGCUGUGGCUCGUCAACGAGCUGGCACGCGCAGACGGCGACAAGGCCCUGGCCGGCUACGCGCGCUUCCCGCAGGACCUGGCCAAGAGCGGCUUCCGCGACGGCGUCGUCAUGGAAGCCGGGCUCAUGCCGCUGACCAAGCCGUCCACCACGCUCAUCCACGAGAUCGGCCACUGGAUGGGGCUGUACCACACCUUUUACGCCACCGUCGACAAGCCAGAGGACGACUGCAAGAAGGGCGACGGCCUGCUCGACACUACCCUGACCCGGGGCCUCAAGAGCAUCGCCAAGCAGUGCGAACAGGUCUACUGCAACAGCAAGGACAAUGUGAAGCGCAAGGUGUUGAACUGGAUGAGCUACUCCAGCUGCCGCGGCUCCGUCCUCGAAAAGGGCUUCACGUCGGACCAAAAGGCCGCCAUGUUCGCACGCUACAUCUCGAUGCGCCGCGAGUACCUGGCGGGCGAGUGCAGGUACAAGGACCCCAAGGCCGCCGGCGUCCAGCGCCUGGCCAUCCGGUCGUCCAUGCAGGACCUCGUCGACGGCAAGUGUCCGGACAUUGACAAGCAGGUCGACGCCCUCGUCAACCAAAAGACCAACGCCGCCGCCGCCGCCGCUCCGCCGUCCCUCAUCGCCGUGGCGGUCGUCGUUGGCUGGGCUGUCCUGGGUCUGGCCAUGUGA
Messenger RNA from Gaeumannomyces tritici R3-111a-1, 1722 nucleotides. RefSeq lists its product as hypothetical. The transcript has 2 exons. The coding region runs from base 1 to 1722 and encodes 573 amino acids. Lineage: Eukaryota; Fungi; Ascomycota; Sordariomycetes; Magnaporthales; Magnaporthaceae. The record is from RefSeq and is a predicted model, not a curated record. Gene Ontology annotation, molecular function: metallopeptidase activity.